CAAUUACACUCAGGAAACACAUUAACCACCUAGCAUGAAUAAAGGGAAGGAAACCAAGAGAGCCAUGAACGACGCCGCCGCCGUCGACCACCAGGAACUGAAGUACCGCGGCGUCCGGCGGCGGCCCUGGGGGAAGUACGCGGCGGAGAUACGGGACCCGGCCAGGCAAGGCGCGCGGCUGUGGCUGGGGACGUACGACACGGCGGUGGAGGCCGCACGUGCGUACGACAGAGCCGCAUUCAACAUGAGGGGACACCUCGCCAUUCUUAACUUCCCCAACGAAUAUUACUGGCAGGUGAUGAGCCCCACGACUCCACGCCCUCCUUCCACGUGGGACAAAGCUGGCGGAGGAGGGAGCAGCAGCUCGUCGUCGUCCGCCGGGGCGACGAUGAGGGGCAACGGCGGCGGCGGAGGGAAAGAGAAGCAGCAGGUGUUUGAGUUUGAGUACUUGGAUGACAGCGUGCUGGAUGAGCUUCUUGAAAAUUCGUCUGAAGAUGAGAAAAAACGACGAUAUCAAGGAUAACUGACGACGACGUUUCAGAGUUGACUACGUAGUAUGUACUGAUAAUCGUUAGAUAAUCAAAUGGGUUUAUGAGAGAGUAUGGACUAUUUUAGUUUGGUUUCUGUAGCUUAUGUAGAAUUUUGCUUCAUGUACAGUGAAUAAUACGCAGAAAUAUGG
Messenger RNA from Linum trigynum, 679 nucleotides. The record is from the annotation of a GenBank genome assembly. NCBI's taxonomy places the organism in Eukaryota, Viridiplantae, Streptophyta, Magnoliopsida, Malpighiales, Linaceae.